GUCACGUGACUGGGCGCUGGGCUGGAGGGAGCCGGGAGUUCGCCUGAGGGAAGAGGAGUGAAGAGGAGGGGUCGCGGCGGCGGCAGCGGCGGCGGUGCUGACAAUGAGUUUUCUUGGAGGCUUUUUUGGUCCCAUUUGUGAGAUCGAUGUUGUCCUUAAUGAUGGGGAAACCAGGAAAAUGGCAGAAAUGAAAACUGAAGAUGGCAAAGUAGAAAAACACUAUCUCUUCUAUGAUGGAGAAUCUGUCUCAGGAAAGGUAAACCUAGCCUUUAAGCAACCUGGAAAGAGGCUAGAGCACCAAGGAAUUAGAAUUGAAUUUGUAGGUCAAAUUGAACUUUUCAAUGACAAGAGUAAUACUCAUGAAUUUGUAAACCUAGUGAAAGAACUGGCCUUACCUGGAGAACUGACUCAGAGCAGAAGUUACGAUUUUGAAUUUAUGCAAGUUGAAAAGCCAUAUGAAUCUUACAUCGGUGCCAAUGUUCGCUUGAGGUAUUUUCUUAAGGUGACAAUAGUAAGAAGACUGACAGACUUGGUAAAAGAGUAUGAUCUUAUUGUUCACCAGCUUGCCACCUAUCCUGAUGUUAACAACUCUAUUAAGAUGGAAGUGGGCAUUGAAGAUUGUCUGCAUAUAGAAUUUGAAUAUAAUAAAUCAAAGUAUCAUUUAAAGGAUGUGAUUGUUGGAAAAAUUUACUUCUUAUUAGUAAGAAUAAAAAUACAACAUAUGGAGUUACAACUUAUUAAAAAAGAGAUCACAGGAAUUGGACCCGGCACCACAACAGAAACAGAAACAAUCGCCAAAUAUGAAAUAAUGGAUGGUGCACCUGUAAAAGGUGAAUCCAUUCCAAUAAGACUAUUUCUAGCAGGAUAUGACCCUACCCCAACAAUGAGAGAUGUGAACAAGAAGUUUUCCGUGAGGUACUUCCUGAAUCUUGUGCUUGUGGAUGAAGAAGACAGACGGUACUUCAAGCAGCAGGAGAUCAUUUUAUGGAGAAAAGCUCCGGAAAAACUGAGGAAACAAAGAACAAACUUUCACCAGCGGUUUGAAUCUCCAGAGUCACAGGCAUCUGCAGAGCAGCCCGAAAUGUGAACUGAACAGGAAAAACAACAACUAAGAACUGUAACCUGGAGAUUACGUGCAGCAGGUUAAAGGUGGUUGCAGCGUGUAGGGGGAAAAGGCCAAAACUCCACAUAGAAUAGUCUUCCUGUAUCUUACAGUGCUGCAUUUAUUUUACGAUGUAACUAAAUAUUCUUCCUGUAAAUACAUUUUACAAAGUGCUUUCUUUGAAACACUGGAAAUUUCUUAAGCUGCCUUUUUUUUAACUGCACAUUUUGAUUUGAUAAUAAGCACUCAGAUUUGCAUCAGCAUAAACAUUAAAGACUGUCCCAUGAGUAGGCUGGGGUUUGUAAUUUUGCUUUCGGUAUAAUAUUAUAUUUUUCUUCUCCAUUUUCAUGCUAACGAUUACCUCUUAUUCUCUACAUGCAAAAAAUUAACUAUUUUGUGUUCAAAUGAAAUUUAAAAACCUGAGUGGCCCUUAUAUUCUGCAGAGAAUUAAAACAUGGCAUCUCAGUAUUUCUGAGGUCAACACUUGUUUUUACAUCGUGUUUGGGAAAGGCACAUGGAAUGUUCGCUGUGCCUGCCUUUCCGUGCUUCCUGAACUCUGUCCACUUUAACGUUUGCUGUGGAAUGGCAAGUUCUACGUGGCAUGUUAUUAGGACCUGUUUUCCCCUUUGGGCCACGUUGAGCAAUCCCUGUUUCUGCUACUUGUCAGCUGUGCUGCCACACACGCCUACUCCGAAACCAGUGUGUCUAUGUAUGUGUUUAAUUUAAGGACUCUUUUUUUGCCACAUGUAUGCAAAAACCAUUUUCUUCAUUCUCUUCAAUUUUCAGGGGAAAAGUUUGGGAUGGUGGACUCAGGAGGACCUGUGAAAUGUAGUUAUUCAGAUCUUGACAAUUUUAUGUUUGUUAAACUUUUUGGCUAGUCCAAACUUAAACAGUCUGUCUUAGUUUUUAACACUAAAUCCAAGUCAUUUGUCUCUUAAAAAAAAAAAAGUUGCAGUCACUGGUUCAUAUGCAGGGGGUCUGAUCUCAAGUACACUAAGAUGUGUAGAAGCAAAAGGAAGCCUUCUCUGGGGAAACUGCUUUCACUUAUGACUCAUUGGUUUUGUACCAAUAUUUUUUAAAAUACACUUCAGUGUAAGUUUUGUCAGUUAACCUUACUUUAUGAGUAAGCUAAAUAACCCAAAUUACAUUCUUUAAGCCUGUUUUACUACUAUGGCACUUUGAUCAAUGGUCAGUAACCCAUUUCUUUACUGGCAAAGGCUCCGUAUGCCAUGUGCUGGAGCGUCUGUUCUGAAUGUGGCGGUAUCUGUGGAUGCUCAUGUUUCCUUCAUGUAAGUGCCUGCUCAGAGUUUCAGACUUUAAAAAUGCCAAAUAUUUUCAUGGUCACUUGCAUGUAGUAAAGCUAGAAAAUAUUCAAAGAGAUUUUGAAAACCAAUUGUAUUUAACCAGCCUCAAAUUGUGCAACCAUGAUGUAUAAUAAAGAAUUUCAAACAGA
This is a messenger RNA of Lepus europaeus (European hare), 2555 nucleotides long. RefSeq names its product VPS26 retromer complex component A (gene VPS26A). The transcript is spliced from 9 exons. Lineage: Eukaryota; Metazoa; Chordata; Mammalia; Lagomorpha; Leporidae. The record is from RefSeq and is a predicted model, not a curated record. Gene Ontology annotation, cellular component: retromer complex; endosome. Bases 104 to 1087 code for a protein of 327 amino acids. Gene Ontology annotation, biological process: retrograde transport, endosome to Golgi; intracellular protein transport.